AUGGAGACCAUCAACAACAUCGCGGGCGCGGCGAGCAAGGCCAUCUGGGGCACAAACGAAGCCAACCAAGAGCCCGUCUCUGGUGUCAAGGGGAACACUAACCAGGGUGAACCGUACGACGCUGGCAAUAUCGUAGAAGACCCCUUGAACAAGGAGAAGAAGGCCAACAUGGCCGAUGCUCACACCUCUGGGCCGGCGACUGGAUCGACAGCAACCACGACUACUGGGCUAUCUACCACCACUGCCCCAACCACAAGCACCGGCACUGAGACGACUGGCACGACCGGUACAACUGGUACCGAGACCGGAAUCGAGCACAACUUGACCGACAGGUCGCGUGCUACCGAGGAAUCCACUACGCACAAGGCGACAGAUGAAUUAUCCCCGAAGGACAAGGAGGAGAUCGGCAAGCCAGAACUCAAGCACACAUCACCCAGCGAGGUCCCCUCAGCCGACAGCGCCAAAGGGAAGACUGAGACGCGAGCCCCCAGCGAUCCAGCCACCGACCCUGCACCCAAGGGCCAAGAUGUGAACAACAGCGCGUCCGGUCCGACCACUGGUGGUGACAAGCUUGACGGCCCAGGCCCGAGACCUCUGGAGGCCGUUGCCAAGGAGCGUGGUGGUGAUGCCGGCAAUGUCAAGGGAUCCUCGAAGGGUGGCCUUAUUGGAGGCGACGACUCUACGACUGGCACCGAAGAGAAGAAGGACGAGGAGGACCCCAAUGCUAGCCACGGCGAGGAGGGCACGGGUGAAAAGCUCGUUAAGGCUUCGGGACUGGCCGCAGAUGGCGGCGACUUUGAUGCGACGAAGCCUGGCGCCGGCCGCGAGGCGGAGCGUAAGUGCCUCCUAGAUGAGAAGGAUCCUUCCCAUGCUGCGGCCAAGGCAUCUGCCAAGUCCGGCGCCGACAAGACCAGUGACAAGGCCAGCGACUCUCACAGCUCUAGCACGGGCGCUGGCACGGAGAAGGAGAAGGAGAGUCUCAAGGACAAGAUCAAGGCCAAGCUUCACCGUCACUAG
Colletotrichum godetiae is the source of this 1017-nucleotide messenger RNA. RefSeq lists its product as uncharacterized. NCBI's taxonomy places the organism in Eukaryota, Fungi, Ascomycota, Sordariomycetes, Glomerellales, Glomerellaceae. The record is from RefSeq and is a predicted model, not a curated record. The coding region runs from base 1 to 1017 and encodes 338 amino acids. The transcript has 3 exons.